AUGACUCAUUUGCCUUUCAGGGAUGCGGUUCGCUCAUUAAAUUUCCAAAAAUUGGCUGUUGAUCUUGGAAAUACUGAAGUAGCCAAGUUAUCAUUAGCCAGUCCAGUAUCACAAGUUUUCAAGUAUGAAACGCAAGCUGAAAAUGCUCUUAAUAGCCUUAAGGCAUUUAAAAGAUAUCAACACCAUGAAAUAUUUAGUAAUCCAGUUUCUUUAGUCAGUGAAAAUACCGUUAACAUUCGUGAAAAGUUUAUAACAAAUUUGGAUAAACCUUCAAAAGAUAAUAGACUUUGUUUAUUGGGAGAAAGAUUUUCAGGAAAAUCAACAUUAGUUGCUCAAGCCAAUGCAUUAGCGUUAUCCAAAUAUAAAAACGAUGCUGUUCUUCUAUACAUUCCUGACCCUGAAAACAUUGUCAAUGGUACCAGUGAUUAUAUUUUUAAUAAAAAAUUAGAUAAGUACCAACAAACAAUGUUUACUAAAAGAUGGAUUAUAAAACUACGUGAAGCCAAUGCCGAAGUGUUUAAGAAGAUGCCUUUAUCAAGAGAUGCUAAGUUUGUUACUAAAAAGACGGAAUAUAAUUUAAAAAAGGAUGUUGAUACCGUUUAUGAUUAUAUAUCAAAAGAUUUUAAUUUCGGUAAACCAGCUUCGUUAAACUCUUUCCAAUUCUUCAUUGAAGAAUUAAUACAUCAUUCAUCAAACUUCCCUGUUUUGGUUUCAAUUGAUAAUAUUAAUGCAUUAACUAGUAGAAGUUUAACAAGAUAUUUCCAUCCUAAUUUCAAUCCAAUUCAUUUGAACGAAUUUGAAAUGGGUCAUUUUAUCACUCAAGUUAUCAGUGGGGAAAUCAAUUUUGCUAAAGGUGGUGUUUUAUUAGCUGAAACUUCUGGUUCCGCUGAAACUAAAACUUUACCAGUUGGUUUGGGUUUAAUUGAACACGAUCCUUAUUGGAAAUCUAAAGUUUGUGAUAUCAGAAUUGCUAAUGCUUUCUUAGCUAAUGGUGGAGUUAAAAAUUAUCAAGUUGCUGAAUUCACUCAAGAUGAAACUAGAAAUUUAUUGGAAUUUUAUGAUAAAGCAGGUGCUUUACAAAUUAGACCAUAUCCAACUAAUGAUAAACUUAAGAGUGCACAGGAAAUCAUUCAAGAAAGAACAGAUAUGAGAAACCAUAUUGCACCAAAAAUUGAUCGUGAUGCUGAAUUUGAUAGAAUUGUUCGUAAUGCCUUCACUGUGUCUAGUGGUAGACCAGGAUAUAUUGUUCAAGAUGUCAAAUUAUCCUAUUAG
Molecule: messenger RNA, 1272 nt
Organism: Hyphopichia burtonii NRRL Y-1933
Lineage: Eukaryota; Fungi; Ascomycota; Pichiomycetes; Serinales; Debaryomycetaceae
Product: mitochondrial 37S ribosomal protein mS29
Exons: 1
Coding region: 1-1272 (423 amino acids)
Biological process (GO): mitochondrial translation
Cellular component (GO): mitochondrial small ribosomal subunit
Molecular function (GO): structural constituent of ribosome
Source: RefSeq, a predicted model, not a curated record